CCAACAGAACAACAACAACAACAACAACAACAACAACAACAACAACAACAUCAUCAACAUCAUCAACAUCAUCAACAUCAUCAACAUCAUUAUCUUACGUGAUAAUACUACAUCGUAUUACUCCAGUAGCAGGAUGGUUUCUCUCUCAUCUGGCGAAGCGGCCCAGCAGCCCGCUCCGUACCCGUUGUCCAAGCGCGUGCUUCUGUGCCUGGUGAUGGUGGCUUUGGAGUCGUUCAUCAACUUCGAGGAGAUCUACAUGCUCGCAAUGCUCCAGCGUGUCCAGGUGCCGACCAUCUUUGUGUCUACACCUGGAACUUUCUCCAGCGCCAUCGGUGUCUUCGUCAUCCCGCUCAUUGGCUGGGCCAGUGACAGGUUUUUGUGCUGUCCAUCUCUCGGUCAGAAGCGUCCUUUUGCUGUUCUCACCCUUUUCAUCAGCGUCGUCGGUUUGUGCUUGACACUCGCUGUCAACGUCCUCACGCUGUACACGCCUCCAACACCAGGAAACGUAACAACCACUGCAUCGCUUGACCACGUCGACAAUCAGUCUCUGUUCCUAACCUUACCCACAGUCGGUCGUUAUAACAUCAACGAUCAUGUGCCAGAUGCUCUUCCGAUCUCUGGUUCAGGAAGCACUAACCUCAGUGUACCACUCAGUGCCGAGGUAAUAAAUUCAAGCACGUACGCCAACAGUACGCAAACGAUUGAUUCUUCAAACACAAACUUCAUCUCAGCUCUGGGAAUUCUCGGCAUCCUGGGUUUCACCGUGGCAGACCACGGCUAUGACUCCAGUUCGUCCACUACUAAAGCUUACAUACUGGCCGUCACCCCUCCUUCCCAGCAUUCAUCUCUUCUGGUGACGGCGACCCUCGGAGGCGCCAUCGGGGGCUGCAUCACGUCCAUGCUGGGGUUCGUGGAGCUGAGCGGGAUCUUCCCUUCCUCCCUCGGCGACGCCAUCUUAGAUCACGGCGCGGCGCAGUGUCUCGUCCAGAAUGUCGUACUACUUCUCUCUGUCCUCAUCUUCGGCUUCUGCAGCUUGGCAACUGGUUCAGAAGCCGUCCAGAAGAAAAAGACCGAGCACUCGAGCUUGACCAGCGCCACCACUGCUCCACACUCAGAGACCAACUUCUCCAAAGCCGAACCCGUUGCCCCCAACGUCCUGUCAGAGUCAGGUGAUCAGGGUCGCCCUUCUCUUCUGGUCAGCAGCGACAAGCAAAAUCUCUCCAGCAGGUCAACGAAAAAGCUUAAAAGACCCUCUUCUCAGCUUGAGACUGCAAAGAGCUUUUGGAAAAGACAUAGAAAAAUGGUUUUUCUUUGCAAUAUGACAUUCUUUAGUCUGGCAGCUAACUACGCCUACUUUGUCUACGUAACCAAUUAUGUAGCAGAAGUCAUAUACGGUGGUGACCCCUAUGGAUCGUCAGACAGCUCUGAGUAUGCACUGUAUGUAGAAGGAGUCCACAUGGGAUCUUUGGGAAUGUUGGCUUUUUACUGUCUAUACGUAGUCUUCAAUAUUUUCCAUGACAGGAUUCUGAAAAUAGUCAAAAUGAGGUCAGAGUACCUCCUGGCUUGUAUAGUCUGCGGAGGUAUAACUCUGACCUUAGCCUUCACCAGCAACAUCGUCGUCUUCUUCGUCAACGCCGUCACCUUCGCUGUGUUCCGGUCCGUGGUGUACACGAUUCCUUUCAUUCUGGCCAACAGCUACACGCACCAAGAGAGUCAGAGACUGACCAACGAGAAGGAUGGUCCUCAUCACCUGUCCACGGGCUCUGCCAUGGCGGCGGUGUCAGCCAUGAUUCCUGCCAGUUAUUUCUUGGUCAGUCUGUGCAUGGGUCCCCUCAUGGAGUUGACAGGGAAUCCGGCCAUCCCUAUAAUCAUUGCUGGGUGUAUGUGUCUUAUGGCUUUCCUUUCUGCAUUCUUUGUUUCUUUUGUUUGACAGCAUGGUGCAGCAGCGACUUACGUUCACAUCUUUUAAUCUUUCUGUUAUCGAGAUAUCUUGAUGAGGACAUGUAAGUGUUAAUGGAAGAACAAUCAAAUUGAAAUACUCAGAUGACUUUCUGUAGAACAGUCUUCCUUCACACUUCCACUGAAACCUGUCAAAUAACAACCCGCAUCUGUGUACAUUUAAUCUAACUUUCCCUUUUGUUUUAUUACAAUGACUUUGCUUUGGUGUAGUUUUUUUUUUUUAUUUUUUUUUAUAAUUUUAAUCGAGGUAUAGUUAUAAAACUUCUACCUACUCUUGUAAAUACAGAUUUGUCACUCUCUCUUUCACUGGUCUUUUCAUUCAUUCUUUAGCCAAUGUUCCGCUUCAACAUACUAAGCCCUUCUUUAAACUAUUUUUCUAGCCCCUACAUCCCUACAUCCCCCGCUCCUGUCACAUCCACUCAUAGUUUAUAUACAUACACACAUUGACUAGCACAUAUGUAUACAUAGAGAACAUUCUGAUAACUGCUGCGAUACCCUGGUGGUGUACAUGAAAAUGUAUGUGCGAAAAUUUGCCAGAUGAAUGAUGACUGGACAUGAGAAAGAUCUACAAUGUUUUUAGGAAGAGCUUGGCCGAAAAUAGUCUUUGGAUACUUGACUUUUGUGAAAAAGCUGGAGAGGUGCUAGUGGAAGGCUGGAUGAUUGUUAUCUGUACCUCGAGGGUCAAAGGCCCUGUUCCUAACCAAACUUGUUAUAUUCUAAUUAAAAAAGAAUUUUUUUGAA
Messenger RNA from Pomacea canaliculata, 2700 nucleotides. Its product is annotated as membrane-associated transporter protein-like. The transcript is spliced from 5 exons. Gene Ontology annotation, cellular component: membrane. Gene Ontology annotation, molecular function: sucrose:proton symporter activity. The coding region runs from base 134 to 1930 and encodes 598 amino acids. The record is from RefSeq and is a predicted model, not a curated record. NCBI's taxonomy places the organism in Eukaryota, Metazoa, Mollusca, Gastropoda, Architaenioglossa, Ampullariidae.